This is a messenger RNA of Portunus trituberculatus (swimming crab), 1689 nucleotides long. RefSeq names its product zinc finger MYM-type protein 6-like. The transcript has 2 exons. The coding region runs from base 1 to 1689 and encodes 562 amino acids. The record is from RefSeq and is a predicted model, not a curated record. Lineage: Eukaryota; Metazoa; Arthropoda; Malacostraca; Decapoda; Portunidae.
AUGGAUAGAUGGCUAAAAAGUGGCAGCUGUAGCAGCCGCAGUGGUGACGCAGACGAAGGAAAUCAAACAGGUGCAAAGAAAAAGAAGACAGAUAUUCCUAAAUAUCGGCAGUACAAGGAAGAUUAUGUGCUUUUGGGAUUUACUGCAACGAAUUCUGAUCCUCCGGAAGCUUUGUGCUUCUUCUGUGGGGAGAGGCUGGCCAACAGUAGUAUGAAACCAGCUCACCUCCAGCGUCACCUGAAAACAAAACAUCAGUGUCAUGUUGGUAAACCGGUAGAGUUCUUCAAAAGAAAGCUCUCUGAUUUUCAGUGCUCCCAAAAAGUACUUCAGAAAGCCACGACAACUUCAGGCAAAGCUCUGAAAGCAUCUUUAGCUGUAUCUUUAUUAAUUGCUAAAGCCAAAAAGCCAUUCAGUAUUGCUGAAGAACUUAUUUUGCCAGCUGCAGGUAUGAUGGCUGAAAUAAUGGUGGAUAAAAAGACAGCUGACCAACUAAAAGCAAUUCCUUUGUCACACCAAACUGUCUCGCGCAGGGUAAGAGAAAUGAGUGCAGAUAUUCAAGAUCAAGUUGUGAAUAAGAUGAAAGCAAGCCAGUCAUUUGCACUCCAAGUUGACGAAUCAACUGACAUUAGUGGGCAGGCUCAUCUUGUCUCCUUUGUGAAGGGACUAGUGGCAAGGAUUAAGAAGGAAAAUCCUGAUGUGGAGUGGACUCACUGCAUCAUUCACAGAGAGUCAUUAGCUUCAAAGAAAAUGAGCCCACAGUUGCAUGGAACUCUGAAUGAUGCCAUCAAGGUAAUCAACUUCAUAAAGUCAAGGCCACUUAAUAGUCGUCUGUUUCACACACUUUGUGAAAGCAUGGGGUCAGAGCACACAGAGCUAUUACUUCACACGGAGGUGCGCUGGCUGUCGCGUGGGAGGAUACUCACCAGAUUGUUCGAGUUGCGAGAUGAGGUAGCUUCCUUCUUAUCAGAACAUGAGUCUCCUUUUGCCACAUAUUUUGAAAACACUACUUGGCUUGCACAACUGGCAUAUCUUGCAGAUAUAUUCAGCAAACUGAAUGAGUUAAAUUUGUCUCUGCAAGGUAAAGACACAAACAUUCUCAACCUAUAUGACAAAGUUGCUGGUUUUCAGAAGAAAAUUGAACUGUGGAAGAAAACAUGCUCAGGGGGAGAGUUUACGUGCUUUCCUCUGUCAGAUGCCUACUUUUCCAUUAACAAUUAUGAGAAAGGCACUCUGAAACCAGUCAUUGUGGAACAUUUGACCAGCCUUAUUAGUGCUUUUAAGUCUUACUUUCCUGACAUACAUGAACGAUCAGUACAACUGGACUGGAUUAGGAACCCAUUCCUCUUUUCUGAACACGAGAAGCUUCCUAUUUGUUUCCAGGAAACACUGAUAGAAGUGUGUGCAGACCGUGGCUUAAAACUGUUAUUUGAAAGCUCAAAUGUCACUCGCUUCUGGAGCUCUGUGAUGAAGGAGCACCCUGAUAUAGGAAAAAUGGCAUUAGAAAAACUUCUGCCAUUUGGGUCUACCUACCUUUGUGAGGCGUCUUUCUCCGCACUGAGCAUUAUCAAAUCGAAACAGAGAAACAAACUAAAUGUCAACCUGGAACAAAGCCUAAUCACUGCAGUAGCCUCAGUACCGCCAAGGAUGGAAAAAAUCAUCAGUGAACAUCAGCCUCACAUCUCGCAUUAA